AUGGCUAAAAACAUGCAGCUUCGCUCUUACAGCGAGACCAGAUUCGAUCACCGCGUUGCCGAUGGCUAUCCCUUUAGCAACCCCACAGUUGAUCUCUCAGUCAGCUGGGACGCAUCGGGGAAGAAUCUUCUGAUAUACCGGCCUAGGGAGCAGGUCGUAUCCAAGAUCCACCAAUUUGCGAAAACUGGUCAGCAGGCACCAGAACCACAAGCCGUGAGGUGGAAACCGGACGGUGAGUUCAUGCACUCAAUUAAAGCGAUGCUCAUGGAAAUUGACCCCAUGACAGGGCAGUUCCUCGCCGUAGGCUGGAGUGACGGCUAUGUCAGGUUGAUGGGUUUGGAGAACAACAAGGCUGCACAUCAUAUUCGCGUCUGCGGAGACGACACUACACCACCCAGCAUCACUCACAUUGGCUGGUCGCGCAACAUUGUAGGCAAACAACAAACUCAUUUUCAAGAGACAACUUCCCAGCCAUGGCGCAAGCUCUUGUCGGAAGGGCUGGAGCUGCCUGGAGGGGCCGCUCCGCUGGAUUUUCCUCGAGAACUUACGUUCUUAGAAGUGGACUCCGCGUUGCCCAAGAUCAGCCCUUUGCCUAGCUCGAGUGCUGGGGCAGGUGAAGAUGGCUUGGUGUUCACGUUACGGACGGGUAUUGAGUUUCUGUUCCAGCCCUUUAAGACCGAGGAUAGCGACCAGGUUUUCGUGAUGGUCGUGGGCACGAGCGAUGGCCGCCUUCAUCUCAGCAUAUAUGACUCUUUUGUCAUUGGUGACUUUCGAUACACCCUUCCGAGCUCCAUGUACAUGCCGGGCGUGCUUCAGCUUGUCCAGCAUGCCUCUCAUCCAGAAGUGUCAACCCACACCCUUCUCCUGAAAUCCUCAGCCGACGACGACCGGGCACUUUACCUCGUCCCCAUGGACCUGCCUUUCAUUCCGUCUUCCCCGAUCAACAUCUCCCUCCUAGCAUCAAAGCUCACUACGCUGCAAAAGCUGCUCCGAUACGUGAAGCAGACGCAACUGCAUAUACAAGUGGAGUACAAAAACACGAGAGAGCUCCCUUCUAGGUUCCUACGCAGUGUUGAGGGAGAUCUAGAGCAGAUGGCUCAUGGUCCGACAAAUAUCGUCCAAGCCUUGUUCCACACAGUCGUCACCGGCCACGCAUAUGAACCUGUCCGCGAGUGGCUCGUCGACAAUCUCGCUGAGCGUGGCCACAAACGAUGGGACAAGGCUGUGGUAUCUGGUCUCGAGAAUAUGCGCGGUCUGGUUCACGAAAACCUGCUGCCCGCAUUGGAGAGAUGCGCCAUCAUUCUCAGCCGCCUCCGCGGGCUGGCCCAAUUUUACGAUUCGCGAGAUGACAUUGGUUUCUCUGUCGCACAAAUCACCCGUGCGAUUGAUGUCGUCUCCUGCCUCACACUGGUGGGGCACAGGAUCCUCCUCAACAUCAUGGAAGAGCUCGACCUCUUCAACGCCUUCUCUACCUGGAUACGAUUCCAGAUCGAUCGUCUUGCUGCCCCGAGCUCGGCAAGUGAGGAGCUUACAGAAAAAGAAGCCACCAUGGAGAAUAGCAAAGUCCUUGUGUACGUUCAAAAUUAUCUCAUGGCAAGUCCCAUGGCCGCAUUCCUGGAUGAGGUAACCAAGGAAGACUACUCGGCCAACUGGGAGCGAGCCGAAGGUGGAACAUCGAUGCUUGCAGAGCUGGACACACAGCUUCAACGUUGUGAGGAGGGACAGACUUAUUUGAAGGCUUUCCCGAACGUCAGCUUCCUCGUCGAUUAUCUCUCUGCUCGUGCGGGUGGGGUUUUCAAAGAUAUCGCCGAAGCGCAGAAGAGAAGCGUUCGCUUCGGACAGCCAACGAAGAUCGCACUAGGCCGUACGAUUGCCCUGGUCGACUCAACAAUGUGCUCGGAAACGAGAGAGGGAGAGUGUGAUGGACUUACCUUCACGGCUGUGACUGAAGAGAGCCGCGAUCAAGAUGUCUUCGUCUUCCGCACCUUCAUUCACAUCAUCAAUGGAAUCAGUAGCAACGUCGUAACCACAGUCGCCGCCCUGUCUGUAGACAGUGGCAAGAUUAUCGACUCCAAGUUCCUAGACAGCAACACGCUAAUUCUGCUCGUGAGCAAACAAGAUAAAUCCGUCGAGGUUGUCACGGUUCCCGUUCAGUCCCCGAACAUGAACUACGUUCCCUUGCAAGAAGGCAGCCUACCCGCCGCGACGGCUCUUUCCCAGCAGCUCCAGGGCGAGUACACUACAGCCACGAUCCCCAAGGACACUUCCUUCACGCCAGUGCACUUGGAAGUCCAGAAAGCCAGCAGCGCGCGAGGCGAUGUUCCCGCCCGCGUGUGCCUCCUCGGCGCCAACCGGACCGCCUAUAAGGUCUUCAGCCUCGGGGCUGGUCCCGACGACACGCGACAGCCAUCGCCGGCGGCCGCCGCAGUAACGCGGAGCGAUUAG
Molecule: messenger RNA, 2445 nt
Organism: Colletotrichum higginsianum IMI 349063
Lineage: Eukaryota; Fungi; Ascomycota; Sordariomycetes; Glomerellales; Glomerellaceae
Product: Anaphase-promoting complex component Cut20/Apc4
Exons: 6
Coding region: 1-2445 (814 amino acids)
Biological process (GO): protein K11-linked ubiquitination; positive regulation of mitotic metaphase/anaphase transition; anaphase-promoting complex-dependent catabolic process
Cellular component (GO): anaphase-promoting complex; nuclear periphery
Source: RefSeq, a predicted model, not a curated record